Exaiptasia diaphana is the source of this 1760-nucleotide messenger RNA. Its product is annotated as ectin. Gene Ontology annotation, cellular component: extracellular region. Bases 284 to 1123 code for a protein of 279 amino acids. The transcript has 7 exons. The record is from RefSeq and is a predicted model, not a curated record. NCBI's taxonomy places the organism in Eukaryota, Metazoa, Cnidaria, Anthozoa, Actiniaria, Aiptasiidae.
CUUAUUCCAUUUUUUUAUAACAUGAAUGAAAAUAACCUUGAGCUUUGAUCUAAAACGAGCAAUUCCUGSUUAUUCAUAGCGUCAUGCCUAAGGGGUUGCAAAGCUCUAACUUAUGGCCUAGGGAUUUUGUUUUGUCCUKACGAAAUCGAGCGUGCAACCAAGCGGCGUGGUUGAUGCGUUAUAAAACGGGACAUCCAACGCUGAAGCCUUCACAUUCACUURAAGUUUCAGGAGAAAGAAAGGUAAAUCUAGCGGAAUUAUAAAAAGGUUACUUACAUYCAUCAUGUACGGAGUUCUUUCUUUGGGUGUUCUCUUGGUGUUUCUAACAGGCAGUAUUUUCGCUAUGAGUAUCGUGAACGAUGAUCUGAACAAGCGAGAAGAAUGCAAAGACUUAAAAAKCACAUGGGCAUGUGAAUCAUGGAAGAACGAUUGCACCAGUGGUCCUUGGAUGAACUGGAUGGCAGAUAACUGCAAAAAGACGUGUAACAAAUGCCCCACUGUCCAGGUUACUCCCAAGCCAGUCAAGCCGCCAUCAGUCAAAGGCCAAUGUGAAAAAGAAGACAAAUUCGGUUGCGAACAAUGGGAAAAACAAGGAUUAUGCAAAGAACAAAUGUAUCGUCAAUUCAUGAAUAGUAACUGUCCUGCUGCAUGUGGUCUGUGCCAAGCAAUUGAGCAAAAAGCAGAACCAGUGCCUGUUGACAUGCAGGAAUGCCUACAGGCCCACAAUUCCUAUCGUGCUGAACAUGGUGCACUUCCACUAGCAUGGGACUCAAAAUUGGCAAAGGAAGCUCAAGAUUACGCCAUGGUCUUAGCUAAAGUYCAUAAAAAACUGAAGCACGCUCAAGGCAUCUCUGAUGGCGAGAACUUGGCGUACCAGGGUGGGSCUAAACUCACGUGUAAGGAAGCCACAAAGCGUUGGUAUGACGAGGUGUCUAUGUACAACUAUGAUAACCCAGGAUUUUCUMUGUCUACCGGGCACUUCACUCAGGUUGUAUGGAAGGCUACCAAGCGUCUUGGUGUUGGUAUUGCUCGAUAUGGACACAAGUAUUAUGUUGUAGCUCGUUACUCUCCUUCAGGGAAUUWUAGAGGAAUGUUUCGUCAAAAUGUUGCACCAAAAGUAUAAGAUAUUAUGGAUAUCAGCUUGUGUGGUUUUUGUGGCUUGUGGUUCAWAAUGAGGCUCUAGUAACUAUGCCACUUUUUGUGUGAAGUGCGUGUAAAGGCUGAUUUACAUGGUACGAUUUGUCGCGCGCGACUUGUAGUAUACGAUUUUCCUACUACAAGUCGUAGGAUUUUAAGCAGUGGUUCAAUAUCCUACUACAAGUCGUAGGCUGCGUACGACUGUUGUAGACAAGUCGUAGGGGCAUUUACACUGCGCGAUUCAAGUCGUAUACUACAAAUCGCACGAGACAAUCGUGCCGUGUAAAACAGCCUUAAGUUGUUAAUUGGAAUAUCUUUGUGAUUUCUGACUACUUUUUAAUGUGAUUACUCUCUUUGGACUUCUGAACCUUUUACGUCACUACUUCAUUUGCAAUGCAUUGUGGGAUCAGUUUCAAGAGAAAACAAAAGAUAUUCCGCUGUUUUGUCCCAAACAUAUCCUACAAUGCAUUUCCUAUAUGGUACAUGACGUAAAUUAUGCUUCAAAGGUCUAUUUUGGCAAUCUUUAUCGAUGGCAUUGUAGUAAGUUUAUGCCAAUUUCAUGUGUAAAUCUGAUUUUAAUAAAUGUCAAUAAACAUUCAUCAAAUCAAACUGUAUUCAUGACA